AUGGCAUCAACCACGGCGCACAAGUACAUCAACAAGCUGCAGAACCAUCGCGUUCUCGUCCUCGGCGGCUCCACCGGGAUCGGCUUCUGCGUUGCCGAAGCGGCGGUCGAGCACGGCGCGCACGUCAUCAUCAGCAGCUCGAACCAGGCAAAACUCGACAAGGCCGUCGGCCGUCUGCAGGCGCACGCGGCAGCCAUCGGCCUCGAGGCCGAGAGGAUAUCGGCCAAGACGUGCGAUCUCUCCAACCCAGAUACGAUCGAAGACAACGUCGUCAGCCUUCUUGAAUAUGCCACGCAGCAUGGAAAGUUGGACCACGUAGCCUUCACGGCUGGUGACGCCAUCAAGAUCACGCCGCUUGCCGAGACGACCGUCGCCGACGUGCAGAAGACCGGCAUGGUGCGGCAGGUCGGGCUCAUCAUGCUGGCCAAGCACUUGCCGAAAUACAUCAACGUUCGCGCGGCAAGCUCAUUGACGGUCACGGGUGGCACCAACACCUGGCGUCCCGGGCCUGAUUGGGCCGUCAUCGCAGGCACCGGCGGCGCCGUCGAAGGUCUUACCCGCGGCUUCGCCAUCAGCCUCCAGCCGGUUCGCGUCAACUGCGUCCAGGUCGGCGCCGUCCACACCGAGCUUUUCGACAGCAUACCAGAGGACCGUCUGCCGGCCGUGCUGGCCAAUCUCGCGCGUGAGGGCAUCACGGGCACCGUGGGGAGGCCCGAUGAGGUGGCCGAGGCGUACUUGUACUGCAUGAAGGAUACCUUUGCCACUGGCGGCGUGGUCGAAUCGAACGGGGGACGGCUCGUGGGCGACGGCAAAGAGGGCCUGAUGUUUUCGGCGCGCUUUUCGUCCUCCCCCCUCGUCCUCCCCGUGUUCGUAGAGAGCGACGGCUCGUCGGAUUUUGCCAUGGAAUUUGAUCCCGAUACCCCAAAAUACGUCACCAGCGACGUGACGUCGUUUGCCAGCGAUUCGGUCCGCAAACGAUGGCCCGUCAUUCUUACCGGUGCGGUCGACGACGUGUACCGAGCCGUCUGCAGGAUGGACGACGGCGAGCAAAAGGCCGAGGGUAAAAAGAUCAUCGAGCAGCUCGGCUGCCUCAAGUACGAGGUCCAGCAUGGCCGGAAGCUGACGCCCCUGCUCGACGACGGUCACGCCGAAGAGAUUGCCGUCUACAACAAGGAGCUCGACGACCUCGACGGCCCCGGCUGGCUGGACGUCCCGUGGCUCUACGCCGAAUGCUACCUGUACAGGCGCAUAAGCACGUACUUCCAGCUCACCCAGCACUGGAAGAAGCACGACAUCUUUGCGCGGCAGAAGAUUGACACGUUCCGAACCUCGCGCAACGCCGUCCUGGAGCUGGCCGCGCGCUACCGCGAGCUCAUGGGGCAGAUACACGCCCACAAGGCUGUGACGCAUGAUGAGGAUGCCGAAAGGCUCCUGUUCGCCGAAGCCUUUGAGAUCUGCCUCUGGGGCAACGCCACCGACCUCUCCCUCCUCACCAACUUGACGUACGAAGACAUCCAGAAGCUCCAAGGGAGCGCCGCGCGCAAAGCGGCCGAGGAGAACAUCCUCGUCAACCACCUACCGGCCGCCUACGACAUUCUAAAGCAGGCCCGGGCCGAAGGUCGGAAGGAGCGGCGCGUCGACAUCGUCCUCGACAACGCCGGCUUCGAGCUCUACGUCGACCUCGUCCUCGCCGGCUUCCUCCUCGCCUCGGGCCUCGCCACCCAGGUCAUCCUCCGGCCCAAGUCGGUGCCCUGGUUCGUCUCCGAUGUUCUACCCGGCGACUUUGCCGCUCUCCUCUCCGCCAUCGCCAACCCCAAGGCCUUCUUCGAGACCCAGUCCGAGGCCGAGGAGCUCCAGGAGAAGAUGCCGGCACCGCUAUCGCAGGCCGAGGUCGAGAAUCUCCAGUUCGUCUUUCAGGAUUGGGCCAACCUCCACGCCGAAGGCCAGCUCAUGAUGCGGCCAAACCGAUACUGGACCACGGCCAGUUCCUUUUGGCGCUUGCCUCACCAAGCCCCGGAGCUGCACGAGGACCUCAAGGCGGCCGAGCUGGUCAUCUUCAAAGGCGACCUCAACUACCGAAAACUAACCGGCGAUGCUCAAUGGGACCCCACCACGCCCUUCGAGGACGCCCUCGGGCCCAUGGGCAAGGGUUCGGGCGUCAGCAUUUUAUCGCUGCGCACCUGCAAGGCCGACGUCGUCGUCGGUCUGCCCGCAGGCAAAGAUGAGGAAUUGAGGCAGUUGGAAGGGGGCGGCGGCGAAAGCGGGGCUCGGAGAUGGGCCUGGGACGGCAAAUGGGCCGUCGUGUCCCUGUCUCGCGGCUAA
Messenger RNA from Drechmeria coniospora, 2322 nucleotides. RefSeq names its product DUF89 domain-containing protein. The coding region runs from base 1 to 2322 and encodes 773 amino acids. Lineage: Eukaryota; Fungi; Ascomycota; Sordariomycetes; Hypocreales; Ophiocordycipitaceae. Gene Ontology annotation, cellular component: cytoplasm; nucleus. Gene Ontology annotation, molecular function: phosphatase activity. The transcript has 6 exons. The record is from RefSeq and is a predicted model, not a curated record. Gene Ontology annotation, biological process: DNA damage response.